This is a messenger RNA of Debaryomyces fabryi, 558 nucleotides long. RefSeq names its product Trp99p (gene TRP99). Gene Ontology annotation, molecular function: thioredoxin peroxidase activity. NCBI's taxonomy places the organism in Eukaryota, Fungi, Ascomycota, Pichiomycetes, Serinales, Debaryomycetaceae. The transcript has a single exon. Bases 1 to 558 code for a protein of 185 amino acids. Gene Ontology annotation, cellular component: cytoplasm; cytosol; mitochondrion. Gene Ontology annotation, biological process: cellular response to oxidative stress; cell redox homeostasis; hydrogen peroxide catabolic process. The record is from RefSeq and is a predicted model, not a curated record.
AUGUUGCCCCAAUUGACCAGAAACAUUGCCAGACCACAGUUUGUGCGUACAUUCAGAACUUCGAUGCCUUCAUUUGUGGCAGCCGGAGAUAAGAUUCCAAGUACUACAUUAUUUGAAUCAUCGCCAGGCAAUAGCGUGAAUCUUGCAGAGGAAACAAGCAACGGUAAAUCUGUUAUCAUUGGUGUUCCAGGAGCAUUUUCACCAGCAUGUUCUGCAUCGCAUGUACCAGGAUUUUUGAGCAGAUUGCGUGAAUUCAACGAUAAAGGAUACCACAAGUUCUUUAUUGUUUCAGUUAAUGAUGCAUUUGUCAUGAAGGCAUGGGGUGGUCAAUUAUUAGGAAAUAUCGAUGGAGAUCAAAUUUCGUUUUUAGCUGAUCCUCAAGGCGAAUUUGUGUCUGCACUCGACUUGAAGUUUGAUGCCACCAAAGUGUUCGGAAACGAAAGAUCGAAGAGAUAUGCUUUGUUAGUUGAAGAUGGUAAGGUUACGGAGUCAUUUGUCGAGCCAGAUAACACCAGUGUUGAUGUUUCUGACGCUGAAAAGGUCUUAUCUCAACUUUAG